AUGCACCCUGGCAUCCCCGCCCCGCAUUCUCCAGCAUCCCCACCUGGAGCCCCCCUGGGAUCCUGGCCCUGUGGCCCCUGGGAUCCCAGCUCCAUGCGACCUGGGAUCCUGGCCCCACACCCCCCGGGAUCCCCACGCUAUGCCCCUAGGAUCCCAGCUCUGCACCCCCUGCACCCCUGCUCUGAAACCCCAGGAUCCUAG
This is a messenger RNA of Struthio camelus australis, 201 nucleotides long. Lineage: Eukaryota; Metazoa; Chordata; Aves; Struthioniformes; Struthionidae. The record is from RefSeq and is a predicted model, not a curated record.